AUGUCCGAUGGGCAGCAAGUACCGAAUCAAAACCAAGGCGGAGCUCCGUCGCAUUUGAUUGCUGCGUUGAGUUCGAGAGGUGGAGGUGGUCCCCCGCAGCAGCAGCAGAUGCAGCAAGGAGGAGGAGGUCCCAUCCGUGUGCAGCUGCAGCAAGGACGAGGUCCUUCAAUAGUUCCAUAUCCUCAAGGAGGUCAGCCAGCUCCGCAACAAAUUCGGACUGUUCAGCAAGUUUACCAACAACCAUCGAAUGGCCCCCCUCAACAACGGAUCGUUCAUCAAAUCACGCAGCGCCCUGUUCCCCAACAAAUGAUGCGAGUAAGCAGUGCCCCACAAACGACGAUGCAAAUCGUUCAUACUGGUCCCCCACCCCAAUCGCAACAAAUUCAUGUGUCGUCAUCUCCGAUCAUGGGACCACGACAACCGCCACUACAACCGGCACGCACUCAGAUUCCGCCCUUGCCGGGUGGUCAACCGCCUCCUCCUGGAGCAAAUGUUCAGCAAAUGCUUGCACCGCCUAGUUCCACGGGUUCCGUAAUGGAUCGAGUGCGUAUCGACGAACUGACGAGACAAAUUAGUGGCCAUACGGUGUUGGACGACGUCGUCAAGGAUAUGUUAUGCGACUACAUUGAUGAAUAUGUUGACGUUUUGGUGAACCAUGUGUGUAGGAUGGUGAAGCAUCGCGGAACGCAUCGAAUAGAGGCACGUGAUGUAGAGUUUGUUCUCGACGCUGUAUACAAGAUGCCAUCAGUGCCACGAGCAUCAGUUCACGUCUUCGGCGCACCAGCGUCGAUUCGUCCCGAUCGGAUCACCCCGCAGCCAACUGAGGCGCACAAGCAACGUAUGCUGCUGAUAAAAAAAGUUGUAAAGAAACCUUAG
Messenger RNA from Haemonchus placei, 876 nucleotides. Lineage: Eukaryota; Metazoa; Nematoda; Chromadorea; Rhabditida; Trichostrongylidae. The record is from the annotation of a GenBank genome assembly.